Glarea lozoyensis ATCC 20868 is the source of this 2085-nucleotide messenger RNA. Its product is annotated as Zn2/Cys6 DNA-binding protein. Bases 1 to 2085 code for a protein of 694 amino acids. The record is from RefSeq and is a predicted model, not a curated record. The transcript is spliced from 3 exons. Lineage: Eukaryota; Fungi; Ascomycota; Leotiomycetes; Helotiales; Helotiaceae. Gene Ontology annotation, molecular function: DNA-binding transcription factor activity, RNA polymerase II-specific; zinc ion binding. Gene Ontology annotation, biological process: regulation of DNA-templated transcription.
AUGUCAAAUUCCUCGGCAGAGAACUCCCCAAUAUCGACUGCGGGCGGCGGAAGACAUUUCUCCAUGUCAGCAAACGACAAAUUUACUAUUGAUAUUCCAUCACCACGCCUGCAAGUAAACACAAACACAAACGGCAACCUCAACUCGCCCAAUACACUGAAGUCUCCAACCGCACGACGUAUUGCAGGAUUUUCUCGUGAAGGAAUACUUGGUUCAGCUCAAAAAGCCAGAAACUUAUCACAGUCUUCAGCAGAUAGAGAAUCAAUGACGAACGGCAACCAAAAUAGGCAAGCGAGCGACGAUGGAAUUAAUCCUCACAAAAGGAGAAGCACCGAUGCUGGGGUUGAUUAUCCUAGAAGACGAGCCACCAUUGCUUGUGAAAUUUGUCGAUCGAGGAAGUCACGAUGUGAUGGGACCAAACCCAAGUGUAAAUUGUGCACGGAACUGGGCGCGGAAUGUAUUUACCGAGAACCUGGCAUCAAGCUUGAUGCUGGUGAUAAACUCAUUCUAGAGCAUCUUGCUCGUAUUGAGGGUAUGCUCCAGUCGAGCCUCGUUGGACAGACCUCUAAUCUAGCGAUCUCGGCUGGCUCACCAUCGAUCAAUGGAAGAACGACUAUCAGUACCGACGAAGAAAUGAUGCAAAAUGGAGCGAAUUUCAUCUCAAUGCUUCCGGCGACUGGCCUAGGUACUUGGACGACACCCACUAACAUUUCAACCAUGCCGAAAAUACACACAAACGCAGCAUUGCAUUUAUUACAGUGGCCGUUAAUUCGCGACCUUAUCUCCAGACCUUACGACCCGCAAAUUCUCCUCCAACUUGAAAUGUCCAGGGAACCUCUCACACUGUCAAAAACUCCAUGUCUUGACCUGUCGAACACCUCAGCCUACAUCGAGGCAUUCUUUGCAAAAGUCAAUUGUUGGUACGCUUGUGUAAAUCCGUACACUUGGACGAGUUACUAUCGCAUCGCACUCUCUAAUGGCUUUCGAGAAGGGCCCGAAAGCUGUAUUGUCCUUCUCGUCUUGGCUCUUGGCCAAGCGAGCUGCAGUGGAAGUAUCUCCCGAAUUUCAAACGUACAGGAUCCGCCUGGAAUGCCAUACUUUGCAGCGGCAUGGGCACUUCUUCCUAGUCUGAUGACUCGGAAUACUGUUCAGUCGGCUCAGUGUACCAUUCUCGCAGCUGCGUAUCUAUUCUAUCUGGUCCGGCCCCUGGAAGCAUGGACUUUACUGAGCAGUACCAGCACAAAGCUUCAGCUUCUCUUGAGCGCUCCUGGACGGGUCCCAACAGGCCAAAGAGAGCUAAUGGAAAGGGUUUAUUGGAAUGCCUUACUUUUCGAAAGCGACCUACUUGCUGAAUUAGAUCUUCCUCAUUCCGGAAUUGUUCAAUAUGAAGAAAAUGUUGGUUUACCGGGAGGAUUUCAUCCAGAGGACGAAGAAAGCGUUGGUCGUGAUGAAUUGUGGUAUUUCCUCGCCGAAAUUGCUCUCCGACGUCUUCUCAACCGGGUCAGCCAGCUUAUCUACUCAAAGGACUCCAUGGCUUCAACACAGAGUCUCGAGCCGGUUGUGGCAGAGUUAGAUUUCCAACUAACCCAGUGGUACGAGAGUCUUCCACUACCAUUACAAUUUCCCUACAACCGCUCUCUUUUGCAAGACCCGGUACAGACUGUGUUGAGACUGCGAUAUUUCGCAUGCCGGACGAUCAUAUACAGACCUUAUAUCCUUGCGGUACUGGAUAACGAAUCUGCUGCGAUGGAUCCUGUUGUGCGCGAUAAUUGUCGGAAGUGCUUAGAAGCAUCCAUAAGGCAAUUGGAACAUAUUACAGCUCAUCAUGCUGGCCACAUCCCAUAUUUAUGGCAAGGAGCGCUUUCUAUAGCUUCUCAAACACUUCUUGUUAUGGGUGCCACGAUGUCACCUUCGCUUUCCGCCAUUCUUUCGACUCUUGUACCGCACUUAGACGCUGUCGAUGCGAUUAUCAACGAUGUGGUUACCGAAGUUGAGCGAUAUGUGCACCUUGCUCCUAGUCUCAGUCUUUCCGCGGAGAUCAUUCGUGAGGCUGAAAUGAGAAGACGUGCAUAUUUGGGAACAUGA